Durio zibethinus is the source of this 897-nucleotide messenger RNA. The record is from RefSeq and is a predicted model, not a curated record. Lineage: Eukaryota; Viridiplantae; Streptophyta; Magnoliopsida; Malvales; Malvaceae.
AUGGUGGCUACCAAUUGCAAACCCAAUGUGAUCACAUAUGGUAUUAUGGUUAAUGCACUUUGUAAAGAGGGUAGUGUUUUAGAGGCUCAAGAUAUUCUUGAGAGAAUAAUUCAACAAGGUGUUGAGCCUGAUGUAGUUAUAUAUAAUUCAUUGAUGAAUCGAUAUUGUUUACGAAGUGAAAUGGAUGAAGCUAGAAAAGUAUUCAAUUCAAUAACUUACAAGGGUUGCGAACCUAGUGUAAUUAGUUACAGUAUCAUUAUAAAUGGAUAUUGUAAGGCUAAAAGGAUAGACAAGGCAGUGGAGCUUUUUUGUGAAAUGACUCGAAAUGGAUUAAUCCCUGAUGUUGUUACUUAUGGUACUCUUUUAGGUGGCAUGUCACAUACUGGGAGAAUUGCAGUUGCACAAGAAAUGUGUGCUUAUGGCUUAUGCAAGCAUGGUCAUGUUCAUGAGGCAUUGGGAUUUAUUCGUGCAAUGCAGAGCAGUGGGUUAGAACCUGAUAUUGUCCACUAUAAUAUCUUAAUUGAUGGCUUGUGUCUAGUUGGGCAACUUAAAGUUGGUAGGAAAUUAUUUUAUGCACUCACAAUCAAAGGGGUACACCAUGAUGUUUACUCGUAUACUACAAUGAUCAAAGGACUUUGUAAAGAAGGGCUGCUGAAUGAAGCAAAUGAAUUGUUUAGGAAAAUGGAAGUGGAUGGUUGCAUGCAAAAUAGUUGCUCUUGUAAUACCAUGAUCAAACGAUGUCUUCGCAACAACGAUAUAUUGAGGGCAACACGAAAUCUUCAUGAAAUGGUUAAGAAAGGAUUUUCUGCGGAUGUUUCCACGGCAGCCAUUGUAGUGGAUCUAUUGUCCAGUGAUUCAACAGGUGAAUCUUUUCGUGCACUAGUUCAGAAAUUGUGA